UGGGGGGGGGGGCGGGACGGCGAAGGCUCCCGGCGAGAGGAAACGCCGCCGCCAUGAGCGUGGAGGCGUACGGCCCCAGCUCGCAGACCCUCACCUUCCUGGACACCGAGGAGGCCGAGCUGCUCGGCGCGGACACACAGGGCUCCGAGUUCGAGUUCACCGACUUCACCCUCCCCAGCCAGACCCAGACGCCGCCCGGGCCGGGCCAGGCGGGGCCGGCACAGGGCCAGGGGCCCCCGGGCGCGGGGCAGGGAGCUCCAGGCCCGCUGGAAGCGCAGGUGAAUGGUCCUGAUGGGAUCCUGCAGAAUGGAGCUGUGGAUGAGAACGUGGCCAAGACCAGCCAGCUCCUGGCUGAGCUCAACUUCGAGGAGGAUGAGGAGGACACUUACUACACCAAGGAUCUCCCUGUGCACGCCUGCAGUUACUGUGGGAUCCACGACCCUGCCUGUGUGGUUUACUGCAACACCAGCAAGAAAUGGUUCUGCAACGGGCGUGGGAACACCUCUGGCAGCCACAUCGUGAAUCACCUGGUGAGAGCCAAGUGCAAGGAGGUGACCCUGCACAAGGAUGGGCCCCUGGGAGAGACCGUCCUGGAGUGUUACAACUGCGGCUGCCGCAACGUUUUCCUGCUGGGCUUCAUCCCAGCCAAGGCUGACUCCGUGGUGGUUCUGCUCUGCAGGCAGCCCUGUGCCAGCCAGAGCAGCCUGAAGGACAUCAACUGGGACAGCUCCCAGUGGCAGCCCCUGAUCCAGGACCGCUGCUUCCUCUCCUGGCUGGUGAAGAUUCCCUCGGAGCAGGAGCAGCUCCGGGCCCGCCAGAUCACAGCCCAGCAGAUCAACAAACUGGAGGAGCUCUGGAAGGAAAAUCCAUCUGCAACCCUGGAGGACUUGGAAAAACCUGGUGUUGAUGAGGAGCCCCAGCAUGUCCUGCUUAGAUACGAAGAUGCUUAUCAAUACCAAAAUAUAUUUGGUCCUCUGGUCAAGCUUGAGGCAGAUUAUGACAAGAAACUCAAGGAAUCUCAGACCCAAGAUAACAUCACAGUCAGGUGGGACCUGGGCUUGAACAAGAAGAGAAUUGCUUAUUUCACUUUGCCAAAGACCGAUUCAGACAUGCGCCUCAUGCAAGGAGAUGAGAUCUGCCUGAGGUACAAGGGAGACCUGGCCCCGCUCUGGAAGGGAAUCGGGCACGUGAUCAAAGUUCCCGAUAAUUAUGGUGAUGAGAUAGCCAUCGAGCUGAGGAGCAGCGUGGGAGCUCCAGUGGAGGUCACUCACAACUUCCAGGUGGAUUUUGUGUGGAAAUCCACUUCUUUUGACAGGAUGCAGAGCGCUCUGAAAACGUUUGCAGUGGAUGAGACCUCGGUGUCUGGGUACAUUUACCACAAACUGCUGGGCCACGAGGUGGAAGAUGUCAUCAUCAAAUGCCAGCUGCCCAAACGCUUCACAGCCCAGGGGCUCCCUGAUCUCAACCACUCUCAGGUUUAUGCUGUCAAGACCGUGCUGCAGCGUCCUCUGAGCCUUAUCCAGGGUCCCCCUGGCACUGGGAAAACGGUGACAUCGGCCACCAUCGUCUAUCACCUGGCCAGGCAGGGCAAUGGGGAAGUGGAAAUUGCGAGUGUGGACGCCUUCCAGGGCAGGGAGAAGGAUUUCAUCAUCCUGUCGUGCGUGAGAGCCAACGAGCACCAGGGCAUCGGCUUCCUCAACGACCCCAGGAGGCUCAACGUGGCCCUGACAAGAGCCAGGUGCACUUUGAUAUGGAAAUUGCUGACUUGUGCUGCUCCCCACUGCUCCUCAGCUGACAGGGUGAAGAAAGGCUUCGAUUUCCAGUGGCCCCAGCCUGACAAACCCAUGUUCUUCUACGUCACCCAGGGACAGGAGGAGAUUGCCAGCUCAGGCACCUCUUACCUGAACAGGACGGAAGCUGCCAACGUGGAGAAGAUCACCACCAAGCUGCUCAAGGCUGGGGCCAAGCCUGACCAGAUUGGCAUCAUCACCCCCUACGAGGGCCAGCGCUCCUACCUGGUGCAGUACAUGCAGUUCAGCGGCUCCCUGCACACAAAGCUCUACCAGGUACUGCAGAAGGCACAAACUGGGAAAUUCUCUGGUUUUUUACAUUUGUUCUGUCUUCAGGCUCAGUCUGUGUCGAUGGAUGGGGUCUGGAGUUGGUUUUGGUUGGUGUUGAUGGGUUUCCCCAAAUCCAUGCAGGGUGCCCGUUUCAUGACCACUGCCAUGUAUGAUGCACGGGAGGCCAUCAUCCCUGGCUCUGUCUACGACCGCAGCAGCCAAGGGCGUCCCUCCAACAUGUACUUCCAGACCCACGACCAGAUUGGGAUGAUCAGCGCCGGCCCCAGCCACGUCACUGCCAUGAACAUUCCCAUCCCCUUCAACCUCGUCAUGCCCCCCAUGCCUCCCCCGGGCUACUUCGGCCAGGCCAACGGCCCCGCUGCAGGCCGCGGGGCUCCCAAAGGGAAGACCGGCCGCGGAGGGCGGCAGAAAAACCGAUUUGGGAUUCCUGGCACGAGCCAGUCCAACCUCCCCAACAGCCAGGCCAGCCAGGACGUGGUGUCACAGCCCUUCUCCCAGGGCCCCCUGACACAGGGCUACAUCUCCAUGAGCCAGCCCUCACAGAUGAGUCAGCCUGGGCUCUCCCAGCCGGAAUUAUCCCAGGACAGUUACCUUGGUGAUGAGUUUAAAUCCCAGAUUGACGUGGCGCUGUCACAGGACUCAACUUACCAGGGGGAACGAGCAUAUCAACAUGGUGGAGUGACGGGACUGUCACAGUAUUAGAGUGUUGAGGAAGAAGAGCUAAGCUUGCGUGGAGCUUAGUUCAUCAGCAUUUUAUUCUGGGUAAUAAAAAAAAUAAAAUAAAAUGGAUACCUGUUUUCCACUGCUAAAACUGAAGCACCACUGUGUGAGAGCAACAGGAGAAAGAAAGAAACCAACCAACGGAGAGGAGAGGAGAGGAGAGAGAGAAGGGAGCGCGCGCGAGAGCCACUGCUAGAGCUCAGUGAGACAAGGAGACCGAGCGAGAGGAGAGAGAGCCCUGAAGGACUGGCUGGCGCCUCGCUGGGACGGACCUCACCCCAACAGGAGAGCUCAGCCGAGUCCCUGCUCCCCCAGACACCCCAGCUCCGGAGAAGGGCCUUAAAAAAGCAGGUUUCACUUCAUUCCAUACUUCUCUUUGCGAGCAGGGCAUUACCUUUUCAGAGCGGAUGGGGAGAGGAAAACCCUCAUCUCAGAGUUGGGCUCGUUUUGGGUACUUUAAAAAAAAAAACCACAAAAAUAUUUUAGCAGGAAGUGUUUACAUUUUAAAAGCAGAGUAUCUGAGAGAGGGAGGGAGAACAAAACAAAAACAAAGAGAGAGAGAAAAGUUCCCUGCCUGGGUGACAGCCAGCCAAGCAGAAAUCCAGCUGCUGCUCAACUCUGAGGUGCAGGUUUUGUUGUCCAACACUGGCUCUGAAAUUUGUUGUCAUCGUGUCGCCCACAUUCUGAACGAGGUGGUUUUAAAGAGAUCCUUUCAAAAAAAAACAAAACCAAAAGGAGCACUGAAUUUUUUAAGAAGUUUUGUCUCUGAAUUCUUAGUGGUGGACCUGGGAGAUUUAGAUCCUUGUUCUGAGAAGCUUAUAUUACAAAUGAAAAAAAAAACCUUAAAAAAAAAAAAAGACAAAAAAACCAAAAAAACCCAAAAAAAAAAAAGAUGUUUCAAACAAAAAUUAGAGCACCAUCCUUGAGAACUUCCAGUGUGAUUUCAAGUUGCAGCAAUCAGCCUCUUCUUCCUACACGGGAUAGCAGUUGAGAGUGAGAGGAGCCUGCGUGCUCGAGCAGGAGGGUUUCAAAGUGUUUUCUGUAUGCUUUAAUUGGCAACUGUCUGGACUCUACUCUGUGAAAAAACAGCCUUUCUGUAAGAUGAACUUUAUGCUUGAAAGGGGACGGGUUCCUGUGCCCUUCGGCCCUGGAGGGAAGGUGCAGCCAGGCCUGCUUUGGCCCCAAGGAUUUGGGGAGGAGUAGUGGAAAUUGGGGAUUAUUUUGGCCGGGAAGUAAAGGCUCCACGCCGCGGACGGACAGACGGACAAAGCAGGCAGGUGGUGGAAGGUGGUGGCCUCUGAGAGAGUGAGAGAGAGAGAGCUGGGUUUAGUUCAGGAGGAUGGGUCAGGCUUUGGAGUUUGUCCUUGGGUGGUGAAGGCAGGAGAGGGACAGAGUGAGGUGUCGAAGCGAAGUUUUCAGGGGGGGAAUAAAAAGGUUUGGAAAAUGAAAGGUGAAGUUUUCAGCCCAGCUGGGGAUCAGGGCUGGGAGAGGAGCCCACGAGGAGAAGCCAUCCACGUCCUGGGUUGUAGCCAUGUCUGCAACACUCCCAGGGGAGCACUUGGGAGCUUUUCAUUUCUGUCCAAACCUUGCUGGGAACAGCGCAGAGAGAGGGAAUCGAUUCCUCCAGCCCCGUUCUUUUGAGCAGAUCCUGAAUUGGAGUAACCUCUACCUCCCAAUUGGCAGCAGAGAUGGAUCCAGAGCCUGGGUGUUGUCAGGCUGGAGUUAAGCUUUACACUCAAAGGGCUCCAAGUGUUUCUAGUCCUUUUUUUUGGGGGGGGGGAAACUCAAAAUACCUCUCAUCUGAAUGUACUUCAAACAGCUCAGAGCCCGUUUUUGUACCCAGGGAGGGGGGAAACCCUUUUGUUCCUGUCCUUCCUGGAGAUCCCUGCCCUGGAUUUGCUGGAUCUGCCCCCAGAGCACCCCCAGCCCGGGAGGGACGAGCUCCCCCAACCCCAGGGGGGAGCUGCAGAAACCACAAAAACCACAAAAAAAAAAACAAACUCACAAAACCCAUUCUUUUCUCAUCCAAAGCCUCCAGAGUUUAGACUUCCAAAACAGUGAAAGAAUGGAGACACAGGCCACCUUCCUUCCUCGUGAGAUGGACUUGUUUUAUUUAUUAACAUUGCCGAAGGGCUUUUUAAUUUUAUUUUUUUUCCCUUCAUAGGCUGCGUAGUGGCGUAGAAUUUUCGGGUAGGUUUAAGCUGAACCCCUCUGUGCAAAGCUAUCCAUGAGUAAUGUAGCCCCCUCCUCUCCCCUCACCCUUUAUUUCACUGCUGGGAAUGCUUGCCUCUGCUUCCUGCUGGUUUUUUCCUUUGUAGCAGUUCAAACUCUUUUUUUUUUUUUUUGAGUUUUACAAAUCCAGACAUCAGUGCUAGCACGGUGUUAAAAAACUCUUUUUUUUGUUUUGUUUCGUUUUUUUUUUUAAUUAAUUGAAUUAUUAUUUUUUUUUUCUGUCUCAGUUUUGUUUUAAAACCUGUUUGUCAUCAAUAAAAAAAAAAACAAAAAUACGAAUAAACAGCUCUUGCAUUCAAGGUGGCCCCUAAGUUUCAAUGAGGAAACCAUGCAACGUUCAUUAAAGCUUUAGUCUGAUUGUAUAAAC
Messenger RNA from Parus major (Great Tit), 5400 nucleotides. RefSeq names its product UPF1 RNA helicase and ATPase (gene UPF1). Lineage: Eukaryota; Metazoa; Chordata; Aves; Passeriformes; Paridae. Gene Ontology annotation, molecular function: ATP binding; RNA helicase activity; RNA binding. The coding region runs from base 54 to 2783 and encodes 909 amino acids. The record is from RefSeq and is a predicted model, not a curated record. Gene Ontology annotation, biological process: nuclear-transcribed mRNA catabolic process, nonsense-mediated decay. Gene Ontology annotation, cellular component: cytoplasm. The transcript has 20 exons.